Molecule: messenger RNA, 716 nt
Organism: Symbiodinium necroappetens
Lineage: Eukaryota; Dinophyceae; Suessiales; Symbiodiniaceae
Source: the annotation of a GenBank genome assembly
GUUGUCGCAGGCGGCUGGCAGCAAGACACGCAUGUCAAACCAGCAGCCGAGACCUCGGAGGUGCGUGGCGUCUCGCAGGUCUUUGCGCAUCCUGCGUUCAGCCAAGAGAUCCUCUUUGACAGCGAUUUCGCGCUGCUUCAGCUGGAUCGACCUGUACCAGAGACCAGCUGCAUCGGACCUGCCUGCCUGCCGGGUGACGACUUCGAGGGUGUCGGGAGCAUGUGCGAGAUCACUGGCUGGGGCAUGCAGCAGUCGGGGGGUGACCUGCCCAGCAUCCUCCAGCAAGCCGUCGUGACCACCGUCGCGCACGACCGUUGUGAGGCGAAUUACGCGCAAGCCAACAGGACAGUGACGAACUCCAUGAUCUGUGCUGCUGGCACAUCUGGGGGAGGAGUGGUGGAUGCAUGCCAAGGAGAUAGCGGUGGCCCACUUGUUUGUUUGCACCGCGAUCGAUUCGUCAUUGCCGGGGUGACCUCUUGGGGUCUGGGAUGCGGUGACGCGCACUAUCCAGGGGUCUACUCUCGAGUGACGGCUGGCUUGGACUGGAUCCGCGACGUUCUGGCGGGCCGACUGAAGAGUCCUGACCGGGGCCGACCACAAGUCGACUUCAAAGGGCGCAUGUGGGCAGUGGUGACUGGCCCCUGCGGCAUCGACCAGGACGGCUGCAUCCAUAGCUCCAGCUUCCCGAGGCAAUACCAGAGCUUGGAGAAGUGCAG